Messenger RNA from Physella acuta, 1783 nucleotides. RefSeq lists its product as uncharacterized. The record is from RefSeq and is a predicted model, not a curated record. Lineage: Eukaryota; Metazoa; Mollusca; Gastropoda; Physidae.
CAUCCUGAUGUUUAUUUCCUCUUUAGAAUUUAGAAAAAAAUAAAAAAUGGGAGUUGUGUAGUAAAAAAGUCAACUAAAAAAAACAGUCUAAACUUAGCUAACAGGAAGGGGUUGUUUUAGGGCUACAAUAAAGACCAACCCGGGCCCAGGAACAGCUGUCCUUUAAACCCGUGACUCCGCCCAAAUCCACCCGCGUGAUACAACACACGUAACACAUCAGUGCGAUGCUAGACCCAUCUGUACCCCCAGUGUGACCCAUCUGUACCCCCAGUGUAGCGCACUCAUAACGCCAUAGUAUCCCAGCACCAACACUACUCCCAUAGCCUGGACAGUCCCCUGAUUCUAACCUUCCAAAUAUAUACCAAAACUCAUAGCCUGGACAAUCCUCUGGUCCAAACCUUCCAAAUUAAAACCAAAACUUAAAAUAUUUCUUCAAAGACACGGCCAAUUCCUUGUGAGACACGAUGAAAGCCUCAGGGGCGAAAUACUACGGGGAUAACCGUGAUGAGAUACAGAAGAGGAUAUGCAAGCUACGCCGGGAUAUCUACUCCCAGGCGCUCAGGGAUUCCAAGUUCCCGCCCAGCGCCCGAACUAGCCCUCGGCCCGUUGUUAAACGGCGCAGUAAAACAGCCAGCCCGACGCGAACCCCCAAGUUGAUGAGGCGGUUCUCUAACGAGAAUGUAUACAUCGGAGAUAGUGAUAACCAAAUGGAGUCUAACGCGGAUCCCGGUAUUAACAAGAAACUAUCCAUCAUAUCCAAGUUGGGGAUCAUCUCCGCGAAGAAAGGGAUGGAGUUCGCAUCCGCUUAUGAUAGUAUCCAAUGGAUGCGCGAGAAACGCCGGAAGUUGAGCCUGUCCUCCGCCCACCUCCCCGCCCGGCUGCAACAAAUUCAACCUGCUCCCGCAGCCGGGAAAACACACGCGCAACAUGAAAAUCAUGGCCGUGUUGAAUAAAUUUCACCAGGAUAUCCUAAACGGAAAGCGGAAAAACGUCUCCAGCGAAUGCAAUUUCGGGUCCCGUUCAGACAAGGUUUCGACGACGGCGUUCAUAUCACAAGAAGAUUUAUCGCCCUUGAGUCUGCGGAAACAACCCACAAGAAGGAGGUUGUUCAAACUAAAAAUGGGAAGCCGGCACCCGUUAUACACCCACCAAAGGAUAAACUGCGAGCUGCUCUCUAAAGGCAUGCGUCUAGACCAAGUCUGCAGUAAAAUCGAACCCGACGACAUCACGCGAAACAACGAUACCCUCUUCCACAUUGUCGACACCCCGCACUACGACAAAUACGUCAAAAACAAAGAGCUGUCCCAAAGCCUGGAAACCCACAAAGCGGAAAAGCCGCCUAAAAAAACAUGGCUGGAGAAACUGAUUGAUGCCAGGAAGAACAAGGAAGUCGGCACCAACACGGAGUUACAGUGGAGCCCGACGACUUUCGCCAGCAGCCUCGAGGAAACCGGAAACAUGCCCAUUUUUUUCAAAUUCCAACCCAGCAAAAAACUUUUCAGGAAACCGUUUGCGAUAUCCUUCUCGUACCAGCUUCUCGUAAAUUGCCUGUUAGGGGAAAAGUUUAUUAUAGAAACCAAUCUCUAAUCUUGAGAGGUUUACAAAACUUAUUUUAGAAAGCAUACAAGUAAUUUGUAAUAAAGUUGUUACAUCUUCAUACGCCUAUAAAAUAUACCACAAUACUCAUACCGAAAAUGUUACUAUAUUUAAUGUUUUUUUAAACCUAUGCUAGUAUUCUAUUAAUAACAGAAAGUUGGAAGCCGUAUUGGAUAUAUAUAUAUAU